AUGCCUUUAGGAAUACGACCGAUGAGCCUUAUCAGGAUGUCCAAGAAGGAUAUAGACAGAGGCUGGGCGUGGGUGGUGCUAGCAGCAGCUGGUACUAGUAUGGGUAUAUGUUCCAUGGCCACCGCGUCCAUUGGAAUUUUCCAAGUGGAGUUCCUACAGUCUUUCAAAGAAUCCAGAAGAAUGAUCUCCUUGAUCUGUUCCCUCCACACUGGAUUUCAACUCUUUGUGGGUCCAGUAGCAAGUAUCAUCUGCAAUACGUUCUCCAUACGAACUGGUGCCAUGGUUGGUGCCUGUAUGUUAUCGUUUGGUUUUCUCUUGUCUUCCAUCUCGACAACCUUUAUGGAAUUACUGCUGUUUUAUGGUAUCAUCGCGGGCACAGGUUAUGGUAUAAUGUAUACUUCAAUAAGUGUGAUCACAAGCCACUACUUUCACGACAGGCGAUUAAUAGCAUGUGGCAUCACCUUCGCCACGCCAGGGGUGGGCUACAUCAGCGGUCCCACCCUGACACAGUACCUCAUUGACAAUAUCGGAUGGAGAUCGACGAUGGGCGUGUACAGUUGUAUGGUCGCACAAAUAUGCGUUCUCGGGGCUCUGUUCUUUCCCAUAGAUGAAAAUCCAAUAAACUGUUGCAGCAAUUCCUUAUUCAAAAAAUUUACCAAAGAAGACAAAUACCUACGUGAAGCCAACCAAGCGGCGAGCAUGCCGCUGACACGAUGCAUCAGUCCGAAAAGGAUCCUAGAAUUAAAAAGCCAGAGUCAUUUAGAAAUACCAAAGGUGAAUCAACAUAUUGUGCCAAUGUGUAACGGUGAAUCAAAAGCUGAUCUCAAUAACUCCAAUGACAGUCUUGCUCGAAGUGUGCACAAUCGUCACGUACUCGGUGAUAGAUCCCCAGCUCUUUCAUCUCGGAAGUUUUCCUCAAGGAACGGCAUAAACACUAGUCUGUACUCAGUGAAUUCCCACGCCACAAGCUUUUAUGAUCGUAAUCACCUGUCCAAUCGUUUCAUCACAAGCAUCAACACCAUCAAUUCCUUGUCGCAGCGUCAGUACGGUUCCACGAGCGUCAUGUGGCAGUCGCAUUGGAGUAUGCAAAACGUCGGGAACAUUCUAGCUAAAGAAGAAGCAGAAGAAGCCGGCGAAGACUUUGAAGACGAACCUAUAGAGCCUUCACGUUGUUCUCCGGACUUUUCAGUGAUAAAAAGUAAAGCUAUGUGGUGUUUAAGCAUCAGCCAGUUUCUCAUGAUGUGCGGAUACGGUGUUAACUUUAUUCAUUUCCCAUCCAUGGUCAUCGCCAACGGUAUCGAUAUUGAUAUAGUUCCUCGCUUUUAUAUGACUCAAGGAAUAUGUGUGAUCAUUGCCCGGCUUAUGGGUGGUCUUUUCUGUAGCAGCCCGGACAUCAAUAUCGUGGUGAUAUACUUUGGCUGUCAGCUUUUGCUUGGUGUUGCCGUGUUUUUUGUGCCAUUUUUAGGUGGCAAAGUAUGGGCGUACCAUGUCUUCCUUGUCGCCUUUGCCAUGUAUUACGGUGGAGCAUACGUGAAUUUAACACAAAUGUUGGUAAAAAUACUGGGAUUACGCCAUCUUGCCACUGGAUUUGGUAUUCAGAUGAUGAUGGCUGGCACGGCAUUUUUCUUAACACCGACGCUUGCAGGGUGGAUGUAUGAUAUAACCGGUUCAUAUGAUUUUGCAUACCACUGCGCAGGGGGCGUAAUAUUUGGUGGAGCCUUCUUCGUGUUAUGUAUCCCUAUCUUCGAACCCAACGCGUUCGUCAUGGAAGAUCCUCCUCUGGAAGACGUGAUAAUCGAGAUCGAAGAGGUCAACCAGAACGGUAUAGAGACCAAGGAGAAAGAGUUGGAAAUUAAUGAUGAAAAAGAGUUGGAAAUUAAUGAUGAAAAAGAGUUGGACAUUAAUGACAAGAAAGAGUUGGAAAUUAAUGACAAGAAAGAGUUGGAAAUUAAUGACAGGAAAGAGUUGGACAUUAUUGGCAAGAAAGAGUUGGACAUUAAUGACAAGAAAGAGUUGGAAGUUCGUGAUACGAAAGAGUUUGAAAUUAAUGACAAGAAAGAGUUGGAAAUACAUGACAGGAAAGAGUCGGACAUUAAUAAUGAGAAAGAGUUGGAAAUUAAUGAUACGAAAGAGUUCGAAAUUAACAGUAGGAAAGAUUUUGAAAUUAAUAACAGGAAAGAGUUUGAAAUUAAUAACAGGAAAGAGUCGAAAAUUAUUGAAAAUAUUGAGGAAUAG
Lottia gigantea (owl limpet) is the source of this 2235-nucleotide messenger RNA. RefSeq lists its product as hypothetical. Gene Ontology annotation, biological process: monocarboxylic acid transport; transmembrane transport. The coding region runs from base 1 to 2235 and encodes 744 amino acids. NCBI's taxonomy places the organism in Eukaryota, Metazoa, Mollusca, Gastropoda, Lottiidae. The transcript is spliced from 6 exons. Gene Ontology annotation, molecular function: monocarboxylic acid transmembrane transporter activity. The record is from RefSeq and is a predicted model, not a curated record.